Molecule: messenger RNA, 2134 nt
Organism: Neopelma chrysocephalum (saffron-crested tyrant-manakin)
Lineage: Eukaryota; Metazoa; Chordata; Aves; Passeriformes; Pipridae
Product: sodium channel protein type 5 subunit alpha-like
Exons: 8
Biological process (GO): sodium ion transmembrane transport; membrane depolarization during action potential; neuronal action potential
Cellular component (GO): voltage-gated sodium channel complex; axon; plasma membrane
Molecular function (GO): voltage-gated sodium channel activity; protein binding
Source: RefSeq, a predicted model, not a curated record
AGCUACAUCUUUUUGAUGGAGAUGCUUCUGAAAUGGGUAGCUUAUGGAUUGCACAGUUACUUCACAAAUUCCUGGUGUUUGCUUGACUUUGUCCUUGUGUGUCUGUCAUUUGUUUCCUGGGGACUAAGUCAUGAUCCCAAAGAUGUAUCACUUUGUUCCUCUGGAAGUGGCCUGAAAUCUCUCAGGACUCUCAAAGCAUUGAGGCCUCUACGAGCUUUGUCAAGAUUUGAAGGGAUAAAGGUUGUUGUUGAUGCACUCCUUGGAGCUAUCCCCUCAAUCUUCAAUGUUCUGCUCGUCUGUGUUGUCAUUUGGUUCCUAUUUAAUAUUCUAGGAGUAAAAUGGCUUGGGAAAAGAUUUUCAAAAUGCAUACUCCAGGAAGGAGAUAUCAGUGCCAUUAAUAACAAAAGUGAUUGUGACUCUUAUGGUGGAAAUUGGACAAAUUAUCCUGUAAACUUUGAUAAUGUUGGGAUGGGAUACUUGGCUCUGCUCCAAGUGGCAACUUUUAAAGGUUGGAUGGAUAUUAUGUAUGCAGCGGUGGAUUCACGUCAGAUCAAUGAACAGCCAAAGUUUGAAGCAAGCUUAUAUAUGUACAUAUACUUUGUGGUUUUCAUUAUUUUUGGAUCUUUCUUCAUGCUGAACCUUUUUAUUGGAGUGGUCAUCAACAAUUUCAACCAACAAAGGAAAAAGUUAGGUGGAAAAGAUCUAUUUUUGACUGAGGAACAGAAAAAGUACUAUAAUGCCCUAAAAAAACUUGGAUCCAAGAAACCUCAAAAACCCAUCCCAAGACCAUCGAAUGCAUUCCUGGGAUUGCUGUUUGAUAUCGUAAUGCACAAAGCAUUUGACAUCAUCAUUCUGAUUUUCAUCUGCCUAAAUAUGGUUGUUAUGAUGGCAGAAAAUAACGAGGAAGGCACCAAGGAAGGCACCAAGGAAGUUCUUAAUAAAAUCAACUAUUUUUUUGUGGCUGUAUUUACGGCAGAAUGUGUCAUGAAAAUACUGGCCUUAAGGCAACAUUUCUUCAAAAGAAUCUGGAACUUAUUUGAUCUUAGUGUUGUGGUCCUUUCAAUAGUUAGUAUUGGAGUUUCUGAAGCCUUUGAAAAAUUCUUCUCUCCUACACUUUUGAGAACUAUUCGUUUGGUGCGAAUUGGCCGAAUCCUGAGAUUGGUUCGAAAAGCGAGAGGAAUUCAAACCCUUCUCUUUGCAUUACUGAUGUCUCUUCCUGCACUGGUCAACAUUGGCCUUUUGCUUUUCCUAAUUAUGUUCAUUUAUGCCAUUGUGGGCAUGGCAAACUUUGCCUGUCUUCCCUGGGAAGGUGGGAUUGAUAACAUUUUCAACUUUCAAACCUUUUCUGGAAGCAUUCUCUGUCUCUUCCAAAUUACAACAUCAGCUGGCUGGGAUAGUCUUCUGGCUCCUUUGUUAAGUGAAUCUGAUUCAUGUGCUCCAAGCUUAGUUUUAAAAGAGAAAGAUAAAAUUAAUUGCAAAAACAGAGCAUUUGGUAUUUUUUAUUUUGUAAGCUAUGUCAUUAUAUCAUUUCUCAUUGUUGUAAAUAUGUACAUAGCUGUCAUUUUAGAGAACUUCAAUGUUGCCACUGAAGAAAGCACAGAUCCUCUUUGUGAGGAUGACUUUGAUAUGUUUUAUGAGACCUGGGGAAAAUUUGAUCCUCUGGCAACACAGUUUAUUGACUAUUCUGCUCUUUCCGACUUUGCAGAUGCUCUGGCAGAACCCUUGCGCAUUCCAAAGCCCAACAACAUCCAGCUCAUAUCCAUGGACCUCCCUCUAGUGAGUGGAGAUAAGAUCCACUGCUUGGAUAUCUUGCUUGCUUUCAGUAAACGAGUCUUGGGAGAAUGUGGAGAUUUUGAUACACUUAAAUUACUCAUUGAAGAAAAAUUUGUGGCUGCCAAUCCAUCUAAAAGAUCUCACAGGCCAAUUUCUUCUACAUUUAAGAGAAAACAAGAGGAGGUAUCAGCAGUUAUUAUCCAAAGGGCCUUCAGGAGGUAUUUGAUACAGCGUUCUUUCAAAAAUACAACUUUCUUAUGCCAUCAUAGACAGAACAGUGCUGUCUUUGGAGAAGAAACGCAGAAGAAGCAAAGGCUUAUUGUAUCAAUGCUUAAUGAAAGUAGUGGCAGGAAGAUACAUA